Culex quinquefasciatus (southern house mosquito) is the source of this 804-nucleotide messenger RNA. RefSeq lists its product as uncharacterized. The record is from RefSeq and is a predicted model, not a curated record. Lineage: Eukaryota; Metazoa; Arthropoda; Insecta; Diptera; Culicidae. The transcript has 2 exons. The coding region runs from base 97 to 783 and encodes 228 amino acids.
CACCGGGUAGCUUGUAAUUUUCAACUCUGACAUUUCCUCUUCUGACACCUCGUCUUUCUCCGCAACCACACAUCGCAGCCAGUCAGUGGUGACGGAAUGUCGUCGGAUGACGAGCACUACCAGCUGCUGCAGACGGCCAAAUUUUCGAUUAGGUCACCACGGGCUCGCGUUGCGAAACGCGUCCAGCAGGAGCUCGUUCGGGCCGGUGAAAGGCGUCAACGGCGCGCCCCGGCUGGGAAGAUGCCGGUCAUGCGGCCACGACGGCAGGAAGCCCACAAGUACCUCCCGCAGUGCGACCAAGUUAUGCAGAACGCGGUGGACUUGUACAUUGCCAGCCAACUUCAGCGCAAAGCUGUGAUGGAUCAGGCGCAGUACGACGAGGUGGUUCGAGGGUUGACGGUGGCAUUUUUCCAGCAGCCACCGUCCGUUCAGGCGCAAUACUUGAGGGCUUCGGUUUUGCCCCAACCGCGCACCUCACCGCCAUGCUCGGAUCCUUUCCUGUUGUUCCUGGAACUGCACCGAAAACAAACACAAUUCGAUCGCCAUCUGAGAGACUCCCAAACCGGAAGUAACAUAGACAUUGGCUCUGCCGCCAUCAACGCGGAACGUGCGGAAACCGGUGGAGAACCGGACGAAACGCGACUUCACCUUUUGACCUGGAAGACCUUCGUGGCGGAUGCUCGAACUCUCUGGCGGCGGAUGCGUCCCGACCUGAAGCUUCCGUUUUACGUUCAAGCUAAUGUGGGAACGCAUUUUCCGGAAAGUAUGGACGCUGCGAUUUGAAUGCGUGGUUGAUUUGAACCG